This is a messenger RNA of Hippopotamus amphibius kiboko, 2419 nucleotides long. It is a transcript of the gene AMH, whose product is annotated as anti-Mullerian hormone. Gene Ontology annotation, biological process: gonad development; Mullerian duct regression. The transcript has 5 exons. The coding region runs from base 615 to 2342 and encodes 575 amino acids. NCBI's taxonomy places the organism in Eukaryota, Metazoa, Chordata, Mammalia, Artiodactyla, Hippopotamidae. Gene Ontology annotation, molecular function: growth factor activity. The record is from RefSeq and is a predicted model, not a curated record.
UGGCCCCUGGUGGCACUGUGCCCUGGAGGCUACUGGGUGAGGACAGAGCCUGCCGGCCCGUGGCACAUCUAAGAUCGCCCUCUGGGAGGAGAGCAGAGCAAAGGCUGCCUGCUUUCCUUGGGGGUCUCCAGGCUGAGCAGCAGGUCUCUGUGGGCCCCAGAGGUGUGGGAGGUGGGGAGUGAGCACUGCAGGGAUGCAGCCAGGCCCACCUACCCGAUGGUCUGAACGCUGAGACACAUUGUCCCCCUCAGGACUGGUCCCCAAAUUCUCGGGGUGGGGGGGCCCUGCCCUCCUCCCUCCUCCCUCCUCCCUCCUCCCACACCCUUGGGCCCCGCACGCCUUGCUCACAUUCCUGCUGCCAGCCUCACUCCGAAGGGGAAGAGUCGUCAAGGACAGUCUGACAAGUGGGUCACAGGCCGCACUUUGUGUCGCGGGAGAUAGGCAGCCAGGUUGGAACAGAAGGGGCUUUGAGAAGGCCGCUGGCCGGCCCGGGUGCGCGGCGGGCACUGGCCUCCAAGGUCACAUCCCGGGAGGAGAUAGGGGCUGCCCUUCGGCACAAACAUCCCUGCUCUCCCAUAUAAGCCGGGAGAGCCGGGCCCCUCCAAGCUCCCACGAUGCAGGGGCCACCUCUCUCUCUGGCCCUGAUGCUGUGGGCAACGGGGGCUCUGCUGGGGGCUGGGACCCUCAGGGAGGAGGUCGCCAGCACCCCGGCCCUGCGCGGGGAGCCAGCUGUAGACAGCGGAGGGCUCAUCUUCCACCAAGACUGGGACUGGCCACCCCCCGGCAUCUGGCCACCGGGCAGUCCUCAGGACCCCCUGUGCCUGGUGACCCUGGAUGGGGGUGGUGGCAGGAGCAGUGCCCCCCUGCAGGUGGUGGGGUCCCUGAGCGGCUACGAGCAGGCCUUCCUUGAGGCCGUGCGGCGCGCCCACUGGGGCCCCAGGGACCUGACCACCUUCGCGGUCUGCCCCCCCAGCGACCAGCAGCCCUCCCUGCCCCACCUGCGGCAGCUGCAAGCAUGGCUGGGGGAGCCUGUGGGGCGGCAGCUGGUGGUCCUGCACCUGGAGGAAGUGACGUGGGAGCCGAGACCCUCGCUGAGGUUCCAGGAGCCUCCGCCCAGGGGAGCCAGCCCUGCGGAGCUGGCGCUGCUGGUGUUGUACCCAGGGCCUGGCCCGGAGGUCACUGUCACCGGGGCUGGGCUGCCCGGCGCCCAGAACCUCUGCCCGGCCCCUGACUCCAGCUACCUGGUGUUAGUCGUGGACCACCCGGAGCGGGCCUGGCGCGGCCCUGGGCUUGCCCUGACCCUGCAGCGCAGCGGGAAUGGUGCGGCCCUGAGCACCACGCAGCUGCAGGCGCUGCUGUUCGGCGCUGACCCGCGCUGCUUCACGCGGAUGACCCCCGCCCUGCUGCUGCUGCUGCCGCCGCGGGGGCGCGCGCCCGUGCCCGCGCACGGCCGGCUGGACUCGGUGCCUUUCCCGCAGCCCAGGCCGUCCCCGGAGCCCGAGGAGGCGCCGCCCAGCACCGACCCCUUCCUGGAGACGCUCACGCGCCUGGUGCGCGCGCUGAGGGGACCCCCGGCCCGCGCCUCGCCGCCGCGUCUGGCCCUGGACCCGGGCGCGUUGGCCGGCUUCCCACAGGGCCAGGUCAACCUGUCGGACCCCACGGCGCUGCAGCGCCUGCUCGACGGCGAGGAGCCGCUGCUGCUGCUGCUGCCGCCCACGGCCGCCGCCGUCGGGGUCCCCGCGCCGCGGCAGGGGCCCGCGUCCGCGCUGUGGGCCGCGGGCCUCGGGCGCCGCGUGGCCUCCGAGCUUCAGGCAGCGGCCGCCGAACUGCGCGGCCUCCCGGGGCUGCCGCCCGCCGCCGCCCCGCUGCUGGCGCGCCUGCUGGCGCUGUGCCCGGGGGACCCGGGCGGCCCCGGCGGCUCGCUGCGCGCGCUGCUGCUCCUGAAGGCGCUGCAGGGCCUGCGCGCCGAGUGGCGCGGGCGGGAGCGGAGCGGGUCGGCGCGGGCGCAGCGCAGCGCCGGGGCCGUGGCCGCAGACGGGCCGUGCGCGCUGCGCGAGCUGAGCGUGGACCUCCGCGCCGAGCGCUCGGUGCUCAUCCCCGAGACGUACCAGGCCAACAACUGCCAGGGCGCGUGCGGCUGGCCGCAGUCGGACCGCAACCCGCGGUACGGCAACCACGUGGUGCUCCUGCUGAAGAUGCAGGCCCGCGGCGCCGCCCUGGCGCGCCCGCCCUGCUGCGUGCCCACCGCCUACGCCGGCAAGCUCCUCAUCAGCCUGUCGGAGGAGCGCAUCAGCGCGCACCACGUGCCCAACAUGGUGGCCACCGAGUGUGGCUGCCGGUGACCCCGCGCCGAGCCCCGAGUGGCGCCCCGGCCGGUAUUUAUUCGGACCCCCCCAUCGCCCCAAUAAAGGCCAGAAAG